Cydia pomonella (codling moth) is the source of this 7938-nucleotide messenger RNA. It is a transcript of the gene Nup205, whose product is annotated as nuclear pore complex protein Nup205. Gene Ontology annotation, biological process: nuclear pore organization. Gene Ontology annotation, molecular function: structural constituent of nuclear pore. Bases 1030 to 6504 code for a protein of 1824 amino acids. Gene Ontology annotation, cellular component: nuclear pore inner ring; nuclear pore. The record is from RefSeq and is a predicted model, not a curated record. Lineage: Eukaryota; Metazoa; Arthropoda; Insecta; Lepidoptera; Tortricidae. The transcript has 36 exons.
UGUACUAAUGUCUGAUGUACCAAUUUAUUUACUCCGUAGGUAUAGUUAAGUACUGGACUAAUAUAAUUGAUUCUUUUGUCCAAUAAAGAUUAAAUAAAUAAAUAAAUAAUUGAAAAUUAGUGAAAAUUGAAAUUGGUAACACAAGGAUGAAUGAAUACAUAAAUGAAGAUAAAAUACCCAUGAGCCCAUGACAAAUAAAGUUAAGAAAUGAACAGCAGUAUUUUAGUCUUCAGUCCCUGAGCCAAGCAGAGGAUUAACACACAUGCUGUGAAAAUAAAUAAUAGUAAUUUCGGAACCCAAGAAAUAAUUUCAUAUUACUGAUGGAUUCGAUGGAUCGUUUUUAAUUAUCGAUUUUCUGUAUGCGUGCCAUUCAUCGUAAAUAUGGCAACCCUUUAGACUCCAACGGUUUAAAAAAAGUUUAAAAAGUUCAACUCUUAUCUGUGCCCAGUGCAGUGUUGCCAGGCGUACUAUAAUUAUAUUAUUUAUACGGUUCGGGUACGAUGUACGUUCCAAAGAGCAUUAUCGUACCCAAAAGUACGAUAAUUUCAGCCCUUGGACGAGGUCACCCAAAAAGUCUAGUAUUUGAAGCAAAAUAUGACACUUUCCCCCAGAAAUAGGCUAAAAUUAGCAAAUUUCCUAUAAACCGUUUGGCACUGUCACAAAAAUGCACAAAUAUAGAACUGAUUUUUGCGCAAUUUAGACGAACAUUAUGUUUCCUUUGAUUAUAUAUUGGAAAUUUAAACUUAUUUCAAAACAUUUUUGGAGUACUGCCCUUUUGAUAGGCGUACGAUAAUUUUUUCAACGGUACGAUAAUUUUCACACUCAAAUACGUUAAUUCUCUUCCGCGCACCUAGCAACACUGGCCCAGUGUGCCCUGUGGGUGGGCCUGUCAAAGACAACAUUCAAUUUCAAACCAAGCUUUUUUUCCGAUGAUUAUUGUAAAUAUUCAUGAAAUAUUCCAAUAAAAUAAGUGUAAUGAAAGAGUAGCCUUAAUUGAAAAAAUCAUAAAUUGAGUACCAAUCCAACAAAAUGGACAUCAACGAAGUAAGUACUACAGAAGACUUAUGGACCCCAUACAAGGAGCUUGCAGCGGUCGUGGACAGUUACUUGACGAGUGACGGUGGCAGCGCGCCCUACGCCGUGCACACUUUCGAGGCGGUGCUGCGGCGGCAGGCGCAGGCCUUCCGCGCGCUGCCACAUAACCCACCAAAGAACCCGACGAGUCGCGAGGAGAUCAAACGCGGCGUGACAGAAGGUGUGACGCUGCCCAGCCUGGGCAAGACCAUGCUCUCCAAGGAGCUGGUGGACGAGGCCAUCAUCAUAUCAGACAUGUUCAACGUGAACGAGUACCUAGCGCUCGAGCUGCUCCACACCGCGCAGAGACAGGGCCCGCGGCACCCCGGGCUGGCGCGGGGGCUGCUCGCCGUGCUGCUGUACUACGACGGGCGCCGCGCGCUGCUGCAGGCCCUCAAGGACACGCUCACCGCCCGGGACGGAGUCUGCUGGUCAAUAAAUGCGCGCGAGGAUAUAGUGAAAUACGUGACCCGCUACGUGGACCAGCUGAUCCGUGAUGGACUGCUGGGCGGCGUGCUGGACUCGCUGCGCGGGUUCACGCUUGGCGGGCAACUAGAGCUCUUGCAGCAACACAGGGCACUGCCGCCGCGCGAGCACCACGCCAAGCUCGCGAGAUCCAUAGAGGGCACCAGAAAACUGCUCGCCGGAGUGGUAUUCGCCGCCUCGGCUCAGCGCGGGCUCGAACGAGAGACGCUACUGCGGCUGAUCAACGAGCAAACGACGUCGCCGUCCCAAGGGCCGACGGGCGCGCUGGACGAAGUAUCGCUCGCGCUGCAGAUGGCGCUGCUGUACGCCUUGGAUCUCUCUGUUCUACACAGACGCGAAGACGGCGAGGAGCUGGCGAAGAAGCUGCCCCUCAUCCAGGAUCCGGAGCUGAUCGGCAUCCUCAUAGACGAGCUGCUGCCCAGCCGGCCGCCCAGCAAGGAGCACAAGUCCAAAGCAGGCGCCCGCGCGCUGUGCCAGCUGUCCUUGGGGCUGGCGCUGGCCGCGCUGCGCCGCGCGCCGCAGUCGCUCUCCCUCUCGCGCGACCAGUCGCACCGGGACGAGGAGCUAGUCGACGCCGCCACUGACAAUAAGGUUUUCGAGUAUCUGGACGAGGCCAUACUGUCCACGGAUCUCGUGAUGAAAGAGGAGUACUAUCAGCGCAGAAUACACGUUCUCAUCACCGACUUCAUCGUGCUGAUGCACUCCAAGCUGGUCGAGAUGAGGGUCAAAGCCGACGAAGCAGCCCGCGCGAUCCAAGUGUACGUGUCCGAGGGCCUGACGCCUCCGGCCGGCGCCGGCCAGAGCCGGACGCGGCUGGACGCGCUGCUGCGCUGCGUGGAGCGGCUGUACGCGCGCGACCCGCUGGGGCUCCGCCACGAGUACUGGCAGGCCGAGCAGCACCCGCCCAGCAGGUCGGCAGCGGGCGGGCGCGCCACCAUCCUGUACAAAUUCGUCCGGCUGUCCGGCGAGCUGGUCUGCCCAGCCCUGCUGCCCGGCUACCUGCGGGCGCUGGCCUCGGUGGCCGUGCCCAAGCACACGUGGACGCUGCUGUCGCGCCGCGACGCGCUGUCCGCCCACCACCUGCUGUCGGCUCUCCGGCGGUACCACUGCCACCUCCGCACGGACCUGGCGCCGUUCUCGGAGACGAUGCACGCGGCGUCGCUCGGCGGCUCGGCCGUGCUCACGCCCGCGGCGCGCCCCGGCAAGAUGCUCGUGAGGCAGGAGGAGGUGGAAGCAAUGAUAGCAGCACUAAAGUUGAUAGCAGCUGUAGCUCGGGAAGAUGCCGCCGCGAGCGCCGCCAUUUGUGAGACAUUGCAGUGGGACGCCACCAACACCAUGUUCGGGCUAAUGUGCUGCCAGAUCCCGAUCCAGCUGAAAGCGGCCCUGUGUGACACGCUGAGCGCGCUGGGCGGCGCGUGUGGGCCCGCGGGCCGCGUGUGGGCGGCCCUGGAGGCCGCGCAGCUGGUCGGCGGCGCGCGCGGCCUGCAGGCCGACCUCAACGAGAUCGAGACCCGAAUGGAAGAAUACCCACUAACCGUCUCGUUCCUGAAGCUCCUCAUAUCUCUCUGCUCCGCGGCUCCUCUGCCGCGCUCGCUGGGCGCCGGGACCCGCGUGCCGGGGCUGGACCCUUACGUGGACUACGUCACGCGCGUGGCCCUAUCCGCCACGCACAGGCCCUAUAAGAAGCCUGCACAGCGCCACCAGAUCCUGUCCCUCUGCUACAACCUGCUCACCAUCUGGCUGGAGCAGUACGAGCCCUCCCCCUCGGACUUCCCCCCACCAGGGCAUGAGCCGGCCAGCGCGCCGCCGCCCGGCUUCAGGGUGCUUUCGCAGCUGCACUCGCAGACGGACCUGCUGAAGCUGACCCUCGCCACACUCGACGAGGUGCCCGACAUGGUGGACCAGCAGGAGGUGAGCACUACUCCCGAACAUCAAUACUUAGAAGAAUGCAUCACUCACAUAUUGACGAUACUGGAGCGGGCUUUAGCCCUAGAGCGUGCCUUAGUUCGCAGCGCGAACGAGGCCGGCCGCUCCGUGCUCGUUCUGGGGCUAUCUAAAUUGAUUCUAGAGCCGGGCCCCAACGGCGGCGACCGGCUGACGCACUGCUGCCGCGUGCUGGCGCACAGCUCCGCGCUGCCCGCGUGCGCCGCGCGCGCCGCCGCGCUGCUGGCCCGCGCGCUGCUCGAGCCCGCCGCCGCGAGGCACCUGCAGGAGCACGCCAGCUACAGGGCCCGCGAGAUACGACACUGGUUCGUGGAAUGCCUGGACGCGGACGGCUGGCCCGAGGCGGCCGGCGCGUGCGUGCGCCGCGCCAAGGAGCUGGUCGUGGGCAUCCUGCAGCACACCCUGCCCAGUGCUGCCCCCAACCUGUCACACCUGCUGCUGGGAUACCAGAACCAGGAGGACAUAUCGCGCAGCGCCCUACACGAGCCGGGCGUGGGCGGCAGCCCGCGGACCUGUUUCCACUCCGUACUCGACAUACUGGACGCUCACAUCGCCGGCCAAAACAGCCAUGAGAGGCAAGCGGACGACCUGAUAGAGAGCUGCUACAGGCUGGUGUACUGGGUGUGCGCGCGCGCCAACACGUCCGCGCCGGCGCUGCGCCUGCUGCGCGCGCGGGACCACUUCCUGUCGCGCCACGUGCGCGCCACCACCAACCUGCAGACGGCGUGCGUGGCCACGCUGUCGUCGCGCUCGUGGGUGCUGCGCGCGUGCGCCAGCGAGGUGGGCUGCGCGUGCUGCGCGCGCCAGCACGCCGCCGUCGCCGCGCUGCUGCGCGCGCUGGCCGCCACCACCCGCCCGCAGGAAUGGGAAGGCGAAGGCUGCUUACUCCGGAGGUGUCUCAGCGCCCUCCCCGUGUCCGCCCCGCCGCCCCCGGAGCCGCAGUGGGAGCUGUUCAACCCCACGCUGCUGGCGCAGGCCAUAGCCAGCUGUGACAUAUCUGCAGGUCCGUCGUCGAAGCGCAUCUCCGUAUCGCGCGUGCACGCGCUGCUGGCGCGCGACCUGGCCGCGCUGCCCGUGUCGCAGCCGCAGCGCGCGCUCGUCUCCGCCGAGAUACAGAAGGUCCUCGACUACGUCACAGAAGUAAACAAACAGCGUAACCUAGCGGCCACACUCACGCACUACUACGACUCCUGGCGCCAGCUCACCGAGAUCAUCUUCUGCGUCGUGCCACAGGACCUGCUCACCCUCGACGCCAAGAAGAACCUCCUCAUCAGCAUACUACAAGACCUCCUUAACAAAAUACCUAAUGCAGAACCACCGGUCAUACCGCAACUGGGUGUUCUGGCCUCCGGAACUGUGCUAUUACUCCUAGUCAAUCUAAGACACUGUUACAUGUUGCAAAGGAAAGAAUCCAACUCGAAAUCCUCAGACUUCGAUACCACAUUCUUCACUUCAAGCCAGAUGCAAACCAAAUCUCUACCCCUCAAGUUUAUCCUACACAAAAUCCUCUCCUGGAUCAUCGUAUCAGGCGACCAGUCUCAAAAACUCCGCGUGAACCUGUACGGGGCGUUGCUGAAUUUCCUGAAUAUAGUUAACAUGAAGCAUCAGGAUGAUGAGGACAGCCAGGACACGACGUAUGUGAGCCGGUUGGACGCUUCGCGAGUGCGGCAUAAUAAGGAGGAGUCUUCGCUGAAGAGCAUGGUCAUCGAUGAUAUUAAAUAUUACGGGGUUAAUCUGUACAGUAUUAUAGGUGCGGACUGCGUUCGAGCGGGGCACGACGCGUGUCGCAUGGUGGCGCUGGCGUGCAUAGACUCACUCAUAGACAUAGACCCGAGGACAGACUGGAUCGACGCGCUCAGCAACCAGGGCCUGCUGCGCUCCCUGGUCGACAGCCUGCUGUCCAUGGACGAGGGGCUUCGAGAGGCGGUGGAGCCCAACCCGAAGUCCCUCCGCGUGAUCUACCUGUACGAGUCCAAGAUGGCGCUGCUGACCCGCGUGGCGGGCUCCGCGGCCGGCGCCGGGGCCCUGCUGGCGCACGGCGCCCUGCAGGCCCUCGCCGAGCUCUCCGUGCUGCGCAGCCACCCCGACAUACACGCGCCCAGCCAGCAGCAGUUCGUGCCCGACCAGGCCGACAGAUAUCGUCAAAUCCUGAUCCCGGCCCUGGCGCUUUGUGACGCGCUGCUGACAACCCUGGGCAGCGAGAACGAGAGCUGCGUGCACCUCAUCAUGCAUCUCCUUUACACCAACGUGGAGUGCAUGGACAUGGUUCUACGCGCCGCCCACCCCACCUCAGCCCCAGGGCUACUAAUCGAGGUGGAGUGGCUGACGUCAGUGCUGGCGCGCUGCUCCGCCUGCCCGGCCUUCGGCACCGGCGACCUGGCCGCCGAGCGCGUCGCGCGCACCCGCCUGCUGCUGGCGGCCCUGCUGCCGAGGUUCCAGCGGGCGCCCACUGCACCAGACCUGGACCUCACUACUUACUACCGGAUCGUGUGCAACAUUCUAACGUUCACGCGCAACACAGUGGAGUCCUGGUUCCUGAACGGCGAAGCCCCGGGUCCACUACCACCAUACACAGCAGUCUUAACCCUGCUCCAGGACUCCGUGUCGCACGCCCACCACUACAACAAGGCGCUCACCACCACCCUGCAUCGGCUGGACAUGCGGGCGCUGCUGCCGUCCGGGGACUCCGGUGACUCGCCGGCGGCGCGCGCGCGGUCUCUGCGGCGGCAGCUGCAGCAGUGCGGCCACGCCGCCUGCCUCGCGCUGCACCUGCUGUGGCGGAUGGCGCAGUGCUCCAAGCACCGGGCCGACGCCCCCGCCCUGAACGGCACGUGGCAGGCCGCGCCGGGCGCGGUGCCGGCCGAGCUGCGCAAGGAGCUGGCCGCCGCCUUCAGCGAGCGCUUCACGCAGAGCCUGCUCGACUGCGCGGAGACGCAGUCGACGCAGCGGUUCUUCCUGGACGUGAUCGUCAAGGACAUCAAGACCAUGAUGCAGUUCUAGCGAGGCGGUGGUCCAAACGCGAGGUUGGACUUCAAUACUUCAAUAUCAAAUAGAAACUUUGUACCUAAUAUAAUGAAGUUAUCAGAAAAUCGUGUUCCGAAUAAGUAUGAAUUGUUAGAAAGUUAGUCACUGUUAGGUUUCUGACGAUAAUUAUGCAUUGAAUAUGAAAUGGUUUUGUUAAAUUACUAUGUGAAAAAAGGAAAAAAGUUGAUGAAAAGUUGAAUGGAAUCUCCAUGUACCAAAAAGUGCAAUCAAAAAACCAUGAAUAGGUGGCGCUACAAUACCUAGAAUACAUGACCAAAAAAACCUAAUCAUAGACAGCGCACUCCUUUGGAGUUGCAGGUGUACAUAGGCUACGGAGACUGCUUACAAAAAUUAAAAAAUUCAAAAUUCAAAAAUUUAUUCUGCAAGUAGGCCUCAAGGGCUCUUUUACAAGUCAAUUUAUAGUAACAUCAUAUAGUGACAUGAAAAAUACAUAACAACAUUUAUAAAUACAACAGCCAAUACCUGGGUAAACAUUACAUUAUAAUAAUCUUAAAAUAAAUAAUUACUACAAUACAAUAGAGAUGUAUAGUCUCUAUGGUUAUUUACCACCAGGCGGGCCGUAUGCUUGUUUGCCACCGACGUAGUAUAAAAAAAAAACUUCACUCCGUCAAUAGCGCCUAGGUUCUUAGCUACUCUAGCGCUACUCUGGAGAGAUUUGGAACUAUUAUUUAUAGCUGACCACUGGACUUUUGCAACAGUUCUACCAUAACAGAUUUCACUAUUUUUAAUUCCACACUCCAUAAUUUAAUGCUUAUAUAAUUAUCGGCAUUGCAGUUAUAAUGGAAUAUUACUGCAAUAUUCUGCCGCCAGAGUUCAGCUAGCACCUUUAGUAAACCAUAGAGUAACUUAUACAUACUGUGCCUUAAACUGUUUAUUGACAAGUUUUCACAGAUAAUUAAAUAUGAUAUUGAUGCAUCAAGACGGAUUGUUUACAAAGGGCCUACCAGCACCCCUAGUGUAAAUAAAUUCGAUUUCGAAACGUGACGUACGCGUUUGCGUUUAAUCUCAUUUUGUAUUGGAUUUAGAAAGAGCGCGCCAAGCGGGACGUUUUGGAAACUCAAAAUCCUAUACAAAAUGACACUUAACGCAAACGCGUUCGUCACGUUAUGAUGUCGAUAAAAUUUACACUAGGGGUACAGACAAAUCUAAAUUUAGUUAUCUGCCUCUUCAUCGCUGGAAUAUGAAAGAGUGAUAGAGAGGUUAGAUACCGAAAUUUGGAUUUUCUUGGUACGCGGUAGACCCUCAGAUUGUGAUGGAUUGUGGUAGUAGCGCCCCCUACGCAGAGUUUUGCGUUAUAUUCCCUAUUAGGUGUUAUUGUCUGCUAGUAGCGGAAUGUAGUAAAAUAUUGUAAAAGUUUCACAGUAAAUAAAAUAUACCUUCAUUUCAAAA